This is a messenger RNA of Aegilops tauschii subsp. strangulata, 1137 nucleotides long. Lineage: Eukaryota; Viridiplantae; Streptophyta; Magnoliopsida; Poales; Poaceae. The record is from RefSeq and is a predicted model, not a curated record.
CCCAGCCUUGCACAGCCCAGUCAGUAAACUCCCUCCCUCCUAGCUCGUCGACCUAGGGCCGCCGGCGGCGGCGGCCAACCCAACCCAACCCAACCCAGAGAUAGCUCCGCCCACCCCGAACUCUAGUUGCGUAGCAAGGGAGCAAACGGCAGGCAUGGAGGCGCCGAGGAUCCGGUCGGGCGAUGCAUUUUGUGUGCAGUAAAUCGGUGAUUCAGCCAUCUACUUAUGAAAGUAUAUACUAUGUGCUGAUGUUUCAUGUUUGAUUUUAAUUUCUAGCCCCGCCCCCGAGUCGCCAUCUGCGUGCUGCAUCCUACGGACUAUCACCAUACCGUUCGGGAUUUGAAGGAUUAUACCCAGAAGGGAUGCUUUCCAGGGAGAUAUCAGGCAAACCUGCAGGUGGUGCAACAUGUGCCACCAAUCAAUCAAGGCCCCUGUGUUGCUGGUACCGGAUUCAUGAAUAGUCCACAGGUUGAUUACACCAGUAAUCUACUAGCUUCUAACAGUGAGAGAGACAUUCUGGGAGCAAAUCAAGUGGACCAGAUGGCAGUGCAACAUGAGGGACAAUAUUUAGACUCCCAUGCUGGAUUUAUGAAUGGUCUACAUGUUGAUUACACCAUUAAUAACACUGAGAGUUCUGGAUACAAUCCUCCUGCCGGAAUACAGAUGGAUAUACCAUCCAACACUUAUCCUAUGAAUGACGACAUGUCUUAUAUGCCAUCGGAAAUUAAUAUGUUUGGUGGACAAUAUUCUCAUGUAGAUGCCAUGUCAAUCCAGAGCGACUAUUGCAAUACUUCGUUUUGGAAUGGUAGCAUGCCUGCUCCAAUCCAGGAUGCCACGACUAGUUACAGCCAGCCAUCGAUUCAUUCCUCUGCAUCUCUGGAUGAACGUUUUGAUCAGCUCCUAUUAUUGGAAAACAACUCAAUGCCCGAGCCUGGUGGACAAAAUUCGCAUGCUGAUGGGACGUCAACCCAGAACUACUACUACUACAAUCCUUAUUGAGAGUUUUGAGAUUGUGAUGUGCUAUAUGAAGUAUUUGAAUUAUCAUGUUUUUCUUGGAUAAUCGUGUCCUGUUCCUUGGACAAUGCUAUAUAUGUAAUAGUAUUGAUUGAUGGACAAGUACACGUUGUUUGCUUGGAA